Messenger RNA from Amborella trichopoda, 2520 nucleotides. Its product is annotated as amino acid transporter AVT1C. Lineage: Eukaryota; Viridiplantae; Streptophyta; Magnoliopsida; Amborellales; Amborellaceae. The record is from RefSeq and is a predicted model, not a curated record.
AAACUAAUUAUUUAGAGCGCGAAUGGCUUCAAAGUUCAAACCAAUUAUUUGGAGUGAGGGACCGUGCAAAAGAUUGGAGCGCCACGAUGGCGUGAUUCAGAGAGAGAGGAUCGCCACAACGGAUGGAGAGAGACAUCUAGAGCAGAGGGGAUAGCUCCAACGGAAAGAGAGAGAGAGAUAAGCAUUGGAGAAAGCCAGUACAGCAAGCGUCUGAUAAGUCUAGAGCGCCACAUGCAUCACCAUUUCGAUCAGCCGCAUAAUCCCUAAUUUGGGCUUGGAGCCCACCAGCACACAUUCAACUCAGGGUUUCAGGGUUAGAGGGGGUGAGGGAGAGGAACACAGAGUCAUUUAUGAAGGUAUAAAAGGAAGCGGCUCGCACAACUCUUCAAAGGCAGACGGAACCCAUUGCCUCCUUCAAUAGAGAUUAGAGAUCCUGCCCCUCUCUCUCUCUCUCUCUCUCUGGGGAAGGCGAUGAAGAACGAGGAAAUGAGUCGGGAACGAAGCUUCAACUUUGAGACCGACGAUGAAGAAAACCAGGCGGAUACGAUGGGCAAUGAAGACUAUGAAUCUGAUGGCUCCGAUAUGUCAUCCACUCGCCAGUCGUCUGGCCACGGCCGAAGCUCCUAUGACUGCAAUACGUCCUGGCCACAGAGCUACAAGCAAUCAAUGGACAUAUUCAGUAGCGUGACGCCACCAAGCCUCACUAUCCUUGCUGGCUCAAGCUUAAUAAGAGCAGGAAGUUCCUUUUGGUCUUCUUCUUCAGUUCACAGGAGACACCCCCCUCUAGAAAUCAACUAUCCUUCCACUGAACCCCUCAUUUCUACUGCCUCAGAAAAGGAACAGCUCACAUCCCCUCAUCCACAAACCAAGCAAUCCUUCUAUGACCCACACGGCAUUGUUCUUUCACAACAAUGUUCCUACUCUCAGGCCGUUAUCAAUGGGAUCAAUGUUCUUUGUGGGGUGGGAGUUCUCUCCACACCUUAUGCCGUCAAAGAGGGAGGGUGGUUAGGGCUAUUGGUGCUUUUGUCAUUUGCCCUCAUAUCUUGUUACACUGGGGUUUUGCUGAAGAGAUGCUUGGAAAGCAAACCAGGCCUCCAUACUUAUCCAGAUAUUGGGCAGGCUGCAUUUGGCAAAGUGGGCCGCUUAGGUAUAUCUAUAAUCUUAUAUGCAGAAUUAUAUGCUUGCUGUGUAGAAUAUGUAAUCCUGGAGAGCGAUAACCUAAAUUCUUUAUUUCCAAAUGCCCACUUAAAUUUAGCUGGAUAUCAGCUCAGUUCACAUCAACUUUUCGCCAUUAUAACAACCCUUGCAGUGCUUCCUACAGUUUGGCUUCGUGACUUAAGUGUUCUCUCUUACAUUUCAGCUGGAGGAGUUAUUGCAUCUCUACUUGUUGUGAUUUGCUUGAUAUGGGUGGGUGUGGUGGAUGGGGUGGGGUUUCAUCAUGGUGGUACCUCAUUGAACCUUAGUGGCCUUCCUGUAGCCAUUGGGUUAUAUGGUUUUUGCUAUUCGGGACAUGCUGUUUACCCGAAUAUAUAUUCGUCCAUGAAGAAUCCAAGUCAAUUCCCUGCCGUUUUGCUAACCAGUUCUGUAGCAUGUACAAUUUUAUAUGCUGGAGUUGCUAUAAUGGGUUAUAUGAUGUUUGGAGAAAGCAUCAAUUCUCAAUUUACUCUCAACAUGCCUCAACAAUUCUUUGCUUCCAAAGUUGGGGUUUGGACCACGGUUGUGAACCCAUUUACAAAGUAUGCCUUGACAAUCACACCAGUGGCACUUAGUUUGGAGGAGCUUUUGCCUGCAUCUCAUCUCAAGUACCACUUCUUCUCAAUAGUGAUUAGAACAGGGUUGGUGCUCUCUACUCUGAUUGUGGCACUUGCAGUUCCUUUCUUUGGUUUUGUGAUGGCGUUCAUUGGAUCUGUCCUUACCAUGCUAGUUGCUCUUAUCCUUCCUUGUGCUUGCUACCUGAGCAUCCUUGGCAGCAAUGUGACUUUAUUACAGCGGUUCAUAUGCAUGCUUGUUAUUGUGGUUGGCGUGGUAUGCGCUUGCAUUGGGUCUUACUCAGCAAUUGGGAAAAUAAGUGAAGGUAUCAAAUAAAACAACCAUCUCAACAAAUUCUCAUCCAAUUUUGAUGCUCAAGAACCAUCGAUUAAGUGGUGGUUUGUCUUAAAUAUGAAGUAGAUUCAAGAAUACUGGCACAACGAUGGGGAAACUGCAUAAUUCUUUUGUGGUUUAUGUUGAAGGACCCAAGAAUCACUCCUCGGUCCAAAUUCAUUGUACAAUGCAUUACUUUUGUUUUAAUAUUUUCUCUGAUUUCUCGUAGAGAAGGAAGAAAUAACCAAGUCCCAUGUUCAUCUGAUACUGCUAGAAAUCAUGGAAGAUGAAUUAAGCUGUGUUCUUUUAACAUGAAAUAAGGAGGAAAUAACCAAGUCGUAGCUCUUAGGAUAUCAUGUUUCUGGAGACUUGGGCCUAGCAAACAUAUUGUUUGGUAACUUCUUUGGGUUCUUAAGAAUUGCAGUAUCCCUUCUUUGA